GCCGCCGCCGCCGCCAUGGCCGCGAUGUUCUGCGCCCGCCGCCUCCUCCGCCUCGCCCGCCCCGCGCUGCCGCUGCCCCCCGCCCGUGGCUAUGCCGAGCCCGCCGGCGGCCCCGCCGCCAUGGCCUUCACCUUCGCCUCGCCCACACAGGUGUUCUACAACGGUGCCAGUGUGAAGCAGGUAGAUGUGCCCACGCUGACCGGCUCCUUUGGCAUCCUGGCAUCCCACGUCCCCACGCUCCAGGUGCUCCGGCCGGGCGUUGUCACAGUCCACGCCGAGGAUGGGACGGCCACCAAGUACUUUGUGAGCAGCGGCUCUGUCAGUGUCCACGCCGACUCCACAGUGCAGGUGCUGGCAGAGGAGGCAGUGACCAUGGACAUGCUGGACCAGACGGCGAAAUCCAACCUGGAGAAAGCUGUGUCAGAGAUGGCAGCAGCAUCCGAUGAAGCUGCUAAAGCAGAAGCUCAGAUUAAGGUAGAAGCUAAUGAAGCCCUGGUUAAGGCUCUGGAGUAAAUCCAGGAAUCCCAUUGUGGAUGCAGAACUCCCAGCCUGUCCCUGUUCUGCUCCCUGGUUGUACAGUUGGAACAGGACAAAUGGAAGCGGAGAAAUGAUUCUGAUCAAUUAAAAGGAAAUGUGACCCCCUCUCA
This is a messenger RNA of Corvus hawaiiensis (hawaiian crow), 647 nucleotides long. It is a transcript of the gene ATP5F1D, whose product is annotated as ATP synthase F1 subunit delta. Gene Ontology annotation, molecular function: proton-transporting ATP synthase activity, rotational mechanism. Bases 16 to 513 code for a protein of 165 amino acids. Gene Ontology annotation, biological process: proton motive force-driven ATP synthesis. The transcript has 5 exons. The record is from RefSeq and is a predicted model, not a curated record. Lineage: Eukaryota; Metazoa; Chordata; Aves; Passeriformes; Corvidae.